Lepisosteus oculatus (spotted gar) is the source of this 1937-nucleotide messenger RNA. It is a transcript of the gene atp6v1c1b, whose product is annotated as ATPase H+ transporting V1 subunit C1b. The record is from RefSeq and is a predicted model, not a curated record. Gene Ontology annotation, molecular function: proton-transporting ATPase activity, rotational mechanism. Gene Ontology annotation, cellular component: lysosomal membrane; vacuolar proton-transporting V-type ATPase, V1 domain. Gene Ontology annotation, biological process: proton transmembrane transport. NCBI's taxonomy places the organism in Eukaryota, Metazoa, Chordata, Actinopteri, Semionotiformes, Lepisosteidae.
GUGCGCAGAAGUUCUGCUUCUCGUUGGAUCAGCUGACUGUGAAUGUGAUGCUCUCUGGAAAGACCUGAAAUGAAAAACUGAUUGACAAUUAUGAAUAUUAAAUUGUAACCAUCAUUGCCGCUGAUUGCCCCGUGGAUAAACACACGUUUUCACGCCCGACACGGUUGAACCCAUUUCUCCAGUCCCCCGUGACCACCGCCUGCAGCCAUGACUGAGUUCUGGUUGAUCUCGGCCCCUGGAGAGAAGACCUGCCAGCAGACGUGGGACAAGCUCAUGGUGGCCACCACUCGGAACAACAACCUCUCUACCAACCACAAGUUCAAUAUUCCCGACCUGAAGGUGGGAACAUUGGAUGUCCUGGUGGGAUUAUCUGACGAGCUGGCCAAACUUGAUUCUUUCGUGGAGAGCGUGGUGAAGAAGGUGGCUCAGUAUAUGGCUGACGUGCUGGAGGACAGUCGAGACAAAGUACAGGAGAACCUGCUGGCCAGUGGAGUGGAUUUGGUCACUUACAUCACAAGGUUCCAGUGGGACAUGGCGAAGUACCCCAUUAAACAGUCACUGAAAAACAUUUCGGAAAUCAUCUCCAAGCAAGUAACACAGAUUGACAAUGAUUUGAAGUCAAGAGCAUCGGCCUACAAUAGCCUGAAGGGGAAUCUGCAGAACCUGGAGAGAAAGAAUGCGGGGAGUUUGUUAACGCGGAGUCUGGCUGAUAUCGUGAAGAAAGAAGACUUUGUAUUAGACUCGGAAUACCUCAUAACCUUGCUGGUCGUUGUUCCAAAGACAAGUUACGCUGACUGGCAGAGGACAUACGAGACCCUUGCCGAGAUGGUGGUUCCUCGGUCCACCAAUCUGCUGUUUGAGGAUCAGGAAAGUGGCCUGUUCAGUGUGACUCUGUUCCGGAAGGCUGUGGACGACUUCAGGCACAAGGCCAGAGAAAACAAGUUCACGGUGAGAGACUUUCAGUACAACGAGGAAGAGAUGAAGGCAGACAAGGAGGAAAUGACACGGCUCUCCACCGACAAGAAAAAGCAGUUUGGGCCUUUGGUUCGGUGGCUCAAGGUCAACUUCAGUGAAGGUUUUAUCGCCUGGAUCCACAUAAAAGCACUAAGGGUUUUCGUGGAGUCUGUCUUAAGGUACGGGCUGCCUGUGAAUUUCCAGGCUAUGCUGCUACAGCCCAGCAAAAAGACCAUGAAGAAGCUGCGGGAGGUGCUGUAUGAUCUCUACAAGCACCUGGACAGCAGUGCAGCCGCCAUCAUCGACGCGUCUAUGGACAUCCCCGGCCUGAACCUCAGCCAGCAGGAGUACUACCCCUACGUGUACUACAAGAUCGACUGCAACUUGCUGGACUUCAAAUAAAGCAGAGCUCCCUCUCGCACUCCCUCCUAGAUGUCGUUUUAAUGUUGACCGCAGAUUAACCGAGAUACCUUUAAUUGACCUCUAAAUUGUUUUAACUGUGGGUUAAUCCACUUUGGCAUCUCUAGUCGUUGUGAUGAGGUAAAACCUCCUUCUGUCGUCUUGACAGGGGAAGGGGGGCUUCUGUAUCUAUUUUUGUUUUUUUUUCUUUCCUUUUUUUUAAACUAAAAAAAAAUCAAUCAAGGUAUAUAAAUAUGUGCUCAAAGAUGAUAAAAUCUAUUUAUGGUCAGGUAUUUAAAAAAAAAAUCAUUCCUCACAUUCCUCAUCUGUGUAGUGCUGUGCAGUAGCUACAUCUGUGGGUCACUGUUCUUGAAACUUCUUUAUCUGAGGGCCUUUUUAUCCUUUUAUUUCAUUUCAAGUGUGUGGUCCAUCCUAUAGGUAGUGCCCCCACUUCAACAGUGAAUCGUGUUACAGGAAAGCAAUAUGUGUGUGUUGUCUUAUGAUGUCUGUGUAUAUUUGGUGUUUAAGGAAAAAAUGUACAAGCACUAUAUCAUGGAAAAAAAUAAAUAAGUAAAAAUGUAAAA